UCCCGCCCGACUCCUCCAGGAGAUGCGUGGGCGAGACGGACACGCCCCCGGAAGUGUGCCAGACAUUCCCAGCACAAAGCGGUGAGCGCGCGCCAUGGAAGACGCCGUUGAGAUUUGCGUUUUAUUGCUGUUGCUCGGCGUGACUUUGAGUUUUGCCGAAGAGCCACUGGAUGAGCUCGAGGGGGCAGGUGCUUCCCUGCCAGAGCUGAAGCUUUUCCAUCACUUCUGUGCUUACAAAAUGGACGAAGGCCCCUGCAAAGCCCUCACUUCCCGCUGGUACUUCAAUAUCGAAACUCAGAAGUGUGAGCCUUUUGACUACGGUGGCUGCAGAGGCAACGAGAACAACUUUGAGACUGAAGCCAUUUGCCAGGAGAUGUGCAUUUUACGGAAUAAGAAAGAUGCCUGUAACUUAGACGAAGACCCUGGACCGUGCAGAGGACUGAUAACUCGCUACUUUUAUGAUGUGAGGAAACAGAAGUGUGAGAGAUUCUUGUACGGAGGAUGCCUUGGGAAUGCCAACAACUUCCGAACAUCACAGGACUGUUGGGAAAGCUGCAGUAAUGCAAGUCAUAUCGGCACAGUCCCUGAAAACGGAACCAGAGGAGUGAGUGGUCACCCAACGGACGCUCCGAAAAAGAUGCCAUUGGCUUCUGAUCUCAAUGUUCCCGACUUUUGCCAAAGUCCCCAAGAACGAGGCACAUGCACCGCGGCCAUCAAGCGGUGGUCCUUCAGUGCCCAUGCAGGGAGGUGUCAUCCAUUCACCUACAGCGGCUGUGGGGGCAACAACAACAAUUUCUCCACAAGAAAGGACUGCAUGAGGGUGUGUGCCAAAGGUGACAAGAACCAGGGCAAGAUAAGAAUUAAGAAGAAGAACCGCAAAGUCAUCCUCGGAGGCUGAUGCCCGCUGCCCGUGUGUUCAGCGUCUCAUCUGCAUUUCAGACUUUCUUUUGGGUACUCUUUGUAUUUUUAUAUUGCAUCUCAUGCUUGGUAGAUUGGCACUGGAAAGAACAAUAAAUACCCGCUGGUGUGUGUGGACUGA
Polypterus senegalus (gray bichir) is the source of this 1039-nucleotide messenger RNA. It is a transcript of the gene tfpia, whose product is annotated as tissue factor pathway inhibitor a. Gene Ontology annotation, molecular function: serine-type endopeptidase inhibitor activity. The transcript has 6 exons. Gene Ontology annotation, cellular component: extracellular region. The record is from RefSeq and is a predicted model, not a curated record. The coding region runs from base 95 to 898 and encodes 267 amino acids. Gene Ontology annotation, biological process: negative regulation of peptidase activity. Lineage: Eukaryota; Metazoa; Chordata; Cladistia; Polypteriformes; Polypteridae.